This is a messenger RNA of Spinacia oleracea (spinach), 2628 nucleotides long. RefSeq lists its product as uncharacterized. Gene Ontology annotation, biological process: DNA repair; replication fork processing. The record is from RefSeq and is a predicted model, not a curated record. The transcript is spliced from 6 exons. Lineage: Eukaryota; Viridiplantae; Streptophyta; Magnoliopsida; Caryophyllales; Amaranthaceae. Gene Ontology annotation, molecular function: DNA endonuclease activity. Bases 434 to 805 code for a protein of 123 amino acids. Gene Ontology annotation, cellular component: nuclear replication fork.
UUGAUAGCGUUUAUUAAAAAACGCUAUCAUUAAUAUCAAAUACGCCUAAUUGAUAGGGUUUAUAAUUAAACGUUGUCAUUAUUAACAAAUAAUAACGCUUGAAUGUUUGUUUGUUAAUUAAGUGCUGCCAAAACAUCCCAAAUUCUUUAUUAAAUAAAAAAGAAGAACAAUAUGGUUUUCCCACCUACCCAGAAAUACUGCAGUUGUUCAUCGACUAAAAUUUUCAUUUGCAAUCCCAAUUCUACCAAAUCCCAAAUUUUAACAAUCCAAACAUUUUCGAGCGAGUUCCCUCAAUUCGAAAUUUUUUCAAGUUCUUUUCAAUGCGAAAUUUGUUGAGGUCAGUUAUGAUUUGGCUUCUUCUCCGAUAAACCCUUUAUCGACGGUUGUGAUGAAUCUCCCUGGCCUACUUCUUCUUCUUAAUUUGUGAUGAAAUAUGCGGUGUAUUAUCGAUUUUUUACUGUUAAUCAAAGCUCGAGGCGUUGGUUUCACUCUAACAGUCGCAAGCACAAUUACUUUUGCUGAGCUGUCUUGGACUCCUGGUGACUUGAUACAUGCCGAUGAUCGUGCUCAUAUAAUUUUUCAGGGACGUUGUUCAACACAAAUUAGAAAAUCUGGGACAGAAGAAAUUUGGGAGGUCGCUGACGUAAUUGACUCAGAAAAUAUGGUGAUAUUGAGUAAGACUGGAAUUCAGAAAUUGAUGAAGUUGGAGGACAGAAGAGUGCCAAGGAUUUUUAUCUUCUAUUCACCGUGGUGUCAGUUCUGCCAGACAAUGAAAAGUUCAUACCUAGAGCUGGAUGAUAAAUAAGGACUGCAAGUGGUCGGGGAAGAUUCCAAAGAUAGAAUUUAUGGACUAGAACCCAAAAACUUCAUAACUGUUGCAACUCCACAUCUGGGUUCACGAGGUCACUAACAGGCGAGUACCUCAUCUAGACUUGCAUGAGUGUUUUUCCUCAACUCGAACUGUUAUUUCUCAUAUGAAUUUCUCUAUUUUAGAGCCAUUUAGAUUGUUAAUUUGUGCCUGGUACUUGUCACAAACAAGCUGGAUAUUUGUCGUGCCUCUAAACAAAUUGUUUUUCAAUUUUUAGCUCCGACAAUGCGGACUCAAAGAUCGCCAAACUUUAAUUAUGAUUAUCCCUCUCCUGACACUGAGUCUUUUAGUAUAUAAAUGUCUAGAGAGUCGAUUUUACAAUAUUAUCAUUGGAUUAGACCAUUAGCUCUACAUCUUUUCUCAGUCAAACUAGGUAAACAUUAAGCUUGUUUUAUUGGCUUCUUUAUUGGGUGUUCUGUGCCCAGAGCUAAGCAUCAUAAACCAACUCCUCCUUUUUUUCAUUUUUGAUUUAUAAAACAAUAUAUUCAGAUUUAACAUUCCAUUGUCCUAGAGGGCAAUGGAUGUUAGAAGGUCUUUAGAGUUCUUACACUGAUUCCUAUGCGUACCUCGAAUUCUGCUCAUGAUGUUUGCAAUGAGGGCAAAGCUUUGCUUCAGAAGUUUAUAGUUAUACAGAAGCAGCUGCAUGAGCAGAAGCUUAAUGUUGUUGAAUGUCAAUAUCUGAUCGAUCUAGGUACUUAUCAAUAUAUACAAGUAAUACAACCCUAAUAUGCUAGCUGUAGGCUACAAAUCAGGGAGAUAAUAUCACAAGAUUAUCUACUUGCUAAUUAUAAAUAUAUACAAAACGAUUAUUAACAUAAUCUAUCAGUCUGUAUGGGCUUUUUAAAUUCUCCAAAAUGCUAUUAUACUCAUACCAUGCAAUACCCAUGAGGUUUGGUGCAGCCAUGCAGGCAUUCGAAGGAAAUUCUACUAACUUUGCUUAUUAUUUUUUUUCUUCCAAAAUGGACCUUUAAUUGCGUCCCUAUGUGUUUUCUUUCUCCUUUAAUUGAGAUUUUAGAAAUUAUCAUUAUUUAGCUAAUGUGGUGUUGCCUUUCUUUGUGUGUUGCUAGGGAAAAACAGGUGUUCUUUUCUCUCUAAUACUACUCAAUUUUUCUGUGGUGCCAUCUAGUCAUCUAGCAAACCUGUGAAUUUCCGCAUCCAGGAGAAAAUGAAUUAUUUCUCUACACAUAUACACGCAUGUAUAUUGUUAACUGCCAUGUUUUAAUAGUGCCAAAGUCUCCUUUUAAUAUUGUUCUCAUGAAAUGAUCAUUUCAUAUUAUCCAAUAUCUUCUUGAUAUUUCAUCAUGCAGUGCUAUUCAACUCUGAUAUAAGGGAUCUCUUUGCUCAAAUUUGUGACCUUCAUUGCUUAAUUUGAGUGAGAAUUUUGUACUUAAUAGGAAAAUCAUGUCCUAUAACAUGAUCUACGAGUUGUUUGAUGGUUGUGGUUCUGCAAGAAGGGAAGAAAUUUGUUGUGGCCUCAACUGAUUUGGUUGUUGCUGGAAGCGUUGUACAUUGUAUUGGAGUUUAUCUGUAAAGUAGUUGGCACAUUGGUUCUGUUUGUGAAGUUUCAUCGGAAAAUCUCCAGAUUGGCAGAGCUGAUUAUUUCACUGGCACUGAAAAUUGAAGAGGAUCAAAAUUUCGGUUUUGAGUACAUCAAGAAUACAUUGAUAUGAUAGAAAUGAAGUUGGAUCUUAUUCAAUUUGUUUCUUAUAUAUUUUUUUUUGUGGGGAGCAAGACAUAUAUUCAACUCUUACAUUAUCCUA